AGAGAAAAGAAAGCCUGAAAAAUAAACGUCAAAGUUUACGAUGGCAGAGCAAGGCAGAAGAGAAAAGUGAAAAGUUUUUCAUCCAAAAUUUGUUACAGCAGUAGAAAAACCGUGAAAAUUUGAUAAUAAUUUGAAUUAUUGGUCGUAGAGAAUUGUGAAAUCCUACUCGUGAGAAGUGUGGCACUCAGUUACGCGUUGAGAAAAUGGAUUCUCUGGGGUCGGAAAUCGGCCAGAAGAUGAGGAGCGCCGUAAAAGCGAAACUCAUCGAAUUGGGAACCGGUACUGCUAGUGGUUACAUUGAUGAUGAGCUUCCCGAUUAUGUUAUGAUCAUGGUAGCAAAUAAGCGCUCUCGACAGCAAAUGGUGGACGAUUUGACACUGUUUCUGGGUGGCCAGACUGAAGUAUUUGUCAAUUGGUUGCACCAGGUGCUUCAGAAGCUGGAGGAGGUGACCCUUCCGGCAUCAUCGACUGCCACAGCUAGUGCAACCAAAGGAGGUGCAAAAGAGCCAGUGGCAAAAAAGAAGGCAACCGAUCAAAAAGAUAAAAAGGACAAGAAGAAAGACAAGAAAACCAAGAAGAAGGACAAAACUCCUGAAACGCGGAACAAUCGGGUGGAGCCGGGAAAUGAAGAGCAGCACACGCCGCCACAUCCGGCCAGUCAGUUAGGAGGUGGUACAAUUCAGGACGUGUUUGCGAAUCAGUUCAUUCAACAUGCCAAGAAAACGAUGGAUGUGGAGAACAAUGUAUCGAAGAAAGCUCCACGGGAGUCUACGCCACCCAUGAGAGACAGUUCCAACUCUCGAACAGGAAAUGAGUUCGACAUUCCGACUAUAUCUGAAAUAGCCGGACAGAGUGCAAUGUCGAAGCAUCAGAAGGAAUUAUCAGAGUUGGAAGAGAUUCAACAGAAAAUUAAACAGGCUAAAAAGCAACUUAGGUCCAUGGGUUCCGAUGAAUCGGAGGACGAGGAUUUCCUGAACAUAAAAGCAAAUGAUGAAGAUUUAGAAAACAUCGAAGAUGGAGGAGUGGCUGCUGCUGCGAGAAGGAAAGAGAAGCAAAAAAUGUCCAUUGAACAGGAAAAGACUCGCACUGAUGAAGAAGACCGAAGCAAUACUCCACCACCUCCAGUAGUUGCAGCAACGCCAACAAAAAAGAAAUCCAUAAUGGAACGAUUGGGUACUCGCCCUGAGCCAAAACCAGCCACAUCCGAUUCGACGACUAAGGAGGCGAGCAUUGCGACGAACAAGUCCAAUAUAAUCAGUUUAUCGGCGCACAGACGGGAAGAACGAGAAUUAUACGUGCCGGUUUUCCGUCGGAAAGAGAUGGAAGAACAAGCUAAAGCCCGAGAAGCUAGGGCGAAGCUUAACAGAAGUAGAAGCCGGGAGCGAGACCGACGACGGUCGCCUUCUGGUCGAUCCGGUCGAAAAAACAGCAGUCGUAGCCGUGAUCGGUCGCGAAGCAGAAGAGAUCGCGAUCGAGAAAGGGAUAGGUUUUGUGAACGAUCUAGGAGCCGUGAUAGAGGACGUGAUCGAGAUCGAGAACGGGACCGCGAUCGCUCAUCCGGCCGGGUAAACAAUGGAACAGAUGUUCGCACAAGAAUCGGUUCUAGAGUCAUAGUGCUUCCACCGAAGCCAGAAUACAACGAGGAAGAUGAGGAAUUGGAAGUUCCCAUUGCUAGUGUAGUGAAGAUACAACCCCGUCCUCAAGUUCCAAAAAAUAAACAACCUAGCAAAAACCUUCUCUUGAAGGCGAUGGCCGAAGCACAGCGUUCAACCGCAGCAAAUCUCAAGAAAACCAUAACUAAUCGGGAAGAAAGCUCUUCUCGACAUCGACGAAUGCUCAUAGAGAUACCAGGCGCAAAAUCUGAUGAAACUCCUCCCGUAGACGUCCAUUAUGAGUACGAAGACGACGAUGAAGUGGACAUUGUGGAGCAUGUUUUGCGGGAUGAUGACGUCGACGCUGAGUUGGAGCAGAUUCUCAAUUCCAACGACGAAUACAUACCGGAACCGGUUACCGUGGCUACUUCCGUACAUUCGGACACCGACAGCGAUGGGUACGUAUAUGUUCCUUCAAAGAAGCUUUCUGAUAAGCCAUCCUUGGACGUCCCAACGGAUGAGUACGACCCGAAAGACCCAGCCAAGAACCCGAAAUUUGUGGUCACCUUGGACGGCGCUUACAAAAAGUCCUCUCGAUCUUCCCCCAGUCACACACCGCCUCCCCCGGGCAAAUCGAAACCCUCCAUCAAGGAUCGAAUUGGUCACAAAGUGUCUCCCAGUGAUCCUAGCACUACGCCGCCACGGGACCGUGAACAUGGCAACGACGAUCGGGCCCACCAGGAAGCGCUCAAACGUCGGAAGGAACGCUUCAGCAUCAAAACACCUUCGAAGGAGAGCAGCGGUAGCAGCAAGCGCGAAACUUCCAAAUCUCCAGAGAAACGGUCGAAAUCAUCUAAGAAGUCUCCAUCUAAGCGUGAAAAGCGCUCAUCCAACUCCAAUCGAAAAUCUUCCCCUAACGAUUUGAAUGAACUGCUUCUACAGCGAACCAAGGAAUUGCUGGUAGACGACAGCGUUUCCUCUUCGCCGAUCUACAUGUCAAAGUCCGACUACGAAAAAAUCGAACCGAACUCUUCGUCCCGCAAGCGAAAACGCGUCUCGCCGAUUCAGUUUGCCCUGACGGAUGAUGAGGCAGAGGACACCGAUGGUGAGUACAAUCACCACCGGGAUCGAGACCACAGAGAGCGCAAGUCGAUCGAGCGUAUUGUUCCGCAUGCCAUGGAUGACGACAGUCGAAAGGACCAGCGCCGUGAGCGAGACAGCGAACGACGCACAACAGAUGAUGAUCGUCGUAGAAACGCUAGCAAUAUUUCCGGCAAUGGGGACAGCAAGUCGCCAUCGAAGAAGAUCAAAAGGUUAGAAUCUAGCCGGAAGUUUGAUGAUGUGCCGCAAUUACUUAGUUCGGUAUCGGUUUCAUCGGACGGGCUUUCGAAGAGUAAAGCCAUCAUCAAGGAGCGUUGCAAGUAUUUUCCACUGUGUCGGCAGGGGGAUUCGUGCGAGUUUCUGCAUCCGAGCACCAACUGCAAAGCCUUUCCGGCAUGUAAAUUUGGCGACAAGUGUCUUUAUUUGCACCCGAUGUGCAAGUACGACAAAACUUGUCACCGGUUGGAUUGCAACUAUAUGCACACUAAGCCGUUGGCGGGGCACGUCUCGUCGGCACCGCCGCUAGCUUCCUCGGUGGUUCCUGUUCAGAACUACAAAACCAUUACGGCCAAACCAUUGCCGCAGCUGUGCAGGUUCUAUCCGGGCUGCUCAAACGGCGACCUCUGCCCGUACUACCACCCGAAGUUGUGCCGCUUCGGAAAGCACUGCAUGAACAAGGUCGAGUGCAACUUUUACCACUACGAUUUGCCCGGCGGUAUUGGGGGACCGCUCGACCACCACGAGGUACCGCCCAAGGACAAGUUCAAAUGGGUAUCCCCCUUCUCGGCUUAGCAUCAUCGUCAUCAUUAUAACCAUCAGUAGAUGUGGAUUGUUUUUGUUUUUCCUAUCAGGUAGCUGCUACUUUCCGAUAAAAACUAAUUUCUACAGCACGUAGAGUAGUGCCCCAUCUUGCUGGGAUGCUCUUUUAAUUUCUAAUGCAAUUCGAUGUGUUUUCUUUAUUGUUUCAAUAGUUUUAAGAUUCAAUAUUAUGGAUAUAUUUAUUCUUAUUUAGAUGCGAAUUCUGUAGUAGUAAGAAAAAAACUGCAGAACGACAGCAAUGAAUUCCUCAAGAAGGAGGAAGAACUCGGUGAAGUAUAAAACAACAAACUAAAGUAUAAAAAGAACUUGUUUAGAUGUUUGUUCAAAUAAACAUUAUGUUAUAAAAAAUAUGAAAAUAUAGAAAGGGAAGAAUAUUCAUUGUACAUACCAACUGAAAAAAAAACAUCUGCAUGAUAAUAACACAACAAUAGAGUACAGACCAGCUUUUAUUCGUAUCAGUGAAAGUGUAGGCGAAAUCUAGAAGCAUCGACAUAUUGACGAUGGAGGGAAGGUCUUGCUUCAUAAAUCGAUCAUAUAGUAGUGGGCAAGACACCAUCGGUAAAUAUAAUCGAUUCAGUUAAUUCA
Molecule: messenger RNA, 4097 nt
Organism: Armigeres subalbatus
Lineage: Eukaryota; Metazoa; Arthropoda; Insecta; Diptera; Culicidae
Gene: Nab2
Product: zinc finger CCCH domain-containing protein 14
Exons: 4
Coding region: 204-3485 (1093 amino acids)
Biological process (GO): regulation of mRNA stability
Cellular component (GO): nucleus; cytoplasm
Molecular function (GO): poly(A) binding; metal ion binding
Source: RefSeq, a predicted model, not a curated record